UCAAAUCAAGCGUUCUUGCUCUCUCUCCCAUUUCAAUUUCUCCUCCUCUACUUUCAAAAUUCUCUCAAGUCUGCAACCAUGGUUGUUGCACAGAAAGUGAAGGAAGCGGAGAUCACCGAACAGGACUCCCUUCUUCUGACAAGGAACUUGCUUCGUAUUGCCAUAUUUAAUAUUAGUUACAUAAGAGGCCUUUUUCCGGAGAAGUACUUCAAUGAUAAGUCUGUUCCUGCUUUAGAGAUGAAGAUCAAGAAGCUGAUGCCGAUGGAUACUGAGUCACGUAGACUGAUUGAUUGGAUGGAGAAAGGUGUUUAUGAUGCACUGCAGAAAAAGUAUCUGAGAACACUUCUGUUCUGUGUAUGUGAAUCAGUUGAAGGGCCAAUGAUUGAAGAAUAUGCAUUUUCGUUUAGUUACUCUGGAUCUGAUAGCCAAGAGGUUUCAAUGAAUAUCAAUCGCACUGGAAACAAGAAAAAGGGAGGAACAUUUAAAUGUAACUCUACAACUGAAAUUACCCCUAAUCAGAUGAGGAGUUCUGCUUGUAAGAUGGUCCGUACACUGGUUCAGCUCAUGAGAACUCUGGACAAGAUGCCUGAAGAGCGUACUAUAUUGAUGAAGCUGCUCUACUAUGAGGAUGCGACGCCAGUGGAUUACGAACCUCCAUUCUUCAGAAGCUGCACAGAAGAAGAAGCUCGUCAUCCAUGGAACAAAAGUCCUUUGAAAAUGGAGGUAAAAAGCGUGCUUGAUCCUUGUGAGGAUGAAAAUGAUGAUAUGCAAGAUGAUGAAGUGAGCUUAGGAGGCGAUUCUUUAGAAAGGGAGGAGUCUUCUGAUUCUGACAGUGAGGAUAAUUUAUCACAAAGGGAUCAAUACAUGGUAGCGCCAAUCGAUAAGCAACAGCCAGAGGAAGAUAAUGGCAUGGCUGAUGAAGAUAAUACUCAGGACCCGGAGGAAGAUGAACAACAAUUGGCCAGGGUGACGGACUGGAUCAAGGGCCGUCACCUUGAUACUGUAGAACUUACUGAUGUUCUCUCGAAUUUCCCAGAUAUUUCAGUGGCUUUGACUGAAGAAAUAAUGGACAAGCUUGUGAAAGAAGGUGUUUUAUCGAAAAGUGGGACGGAUACAUACACGAUAAACAAGCAAGAGCAGAAAUUUGACCAUGAAUUUAAUGUUGUGAAAGAAGAAAUGGAUGGCGUCUCAAUUAAUGAAAAAUCUCCCAGUGUAGAAGAUCGCUUAUACAUGAAGGCUUUGUAUCAUGCUCUUCCAAUGAACUACAUAACAGUCACAAAGCUUCAGAACAAGCUAGAUGGAGAAGCCAAUCAAUCUACCGUGCGCAAACUAGUUGAUAAAAUGAUCCGAGAUGGUUAUGUUGUAGCCAAAGGGAACCGUAGGCUAGGCAAGCGUGUAAUCCAUUCCAAUCUGACUGAGAGAAAGCUAAUGGAAGUCAAGAAAGCACUGGAUAUUGAUUUUAUGAACAUGGAUACUGUUGAGCCACAUAACAAGUCCAACCAUCAAGAAUUCCAGAAAAUGGGAAGCAAACACAUUGACACGUCCACAUGUGGUGCCCUUCACUCUAUUGGAUCAGAUCUCACACGCACAAGGGGAAGAACUGAAAUUCAACAAAAUGGUUCAAUCAGGAGUGAGCAGACUAUCUCAAAAGGAAGGGAGCUUGCCCUUGGUAACACUCCCACAAGCAGAGCUGAGCCUGUAGCGUCAAGGGAGAGUUUUGCACUAGGAAAUGAGAACAUCAAAGCAAACGGAAGCACAAGUUGCUGUGAUGAGACAGACAAUGUUAUUGGUAGUAGAUCCUCCCAAGAUAAGAGAUGCAGAAAAACAAGCACGGUUAAAGAGCCUAUCCUUCAAUAUGUAAAGCGUCAGAAAUCUCAAGCUGCUCUCGUUUAA
Messenger RNA from Pistacia vera, 1893 nucleotides. RefSeq names its product meiosis-specific protein ASY1-like. The record is from RefSeq and is a predicted model, not a curated record. The transcript has 22 exons. Lineage: Eukaryota; Viridiplantae; Streptophyta; Magnoliopsida; Sapindales; Anacardiaceae. The coding region runs from base 79 to 1893 and encodes 604 amino acids.